AUGUCUCUCAUGGCAGAGUCUCCUACGAGACUACGGUCUGAGCUAGAGGCUUGCUUGUCGGAUCGCGCUGAAAUCUAUUUGCCAUUGUCGAAUGGCUUCGCGAACUCGGAUUUGCGUUUCACUGAAUAUGAGCGGCCGACCUAUGCUUUGGCAGUUCGGCCAGGCUGUGCGCACGACGUGGUGUGCAUAGUCAAGUUCGCGCGGGAGAAGGGUAUUCCCUUUUCGCCCAGGGCUGGCCAUCAUUGUGUGACAACUACCAUGCGACACCUCCAAAAUGGUCUUCUAAUCGACAUGAGAUCGCUGAACCAGAUUUCCUUGAACGAGGAGACGGGCUAUGUGACCAUCGGUGGCGGGGUUAUUACUGACGAAUUUGUCCGGUUCCUCGAGAGCAAAGGACUGGAGAUAAAUGUCGGGUCCUGUCCAACGACGGGAGUGAUCGGAGUAUCUUUCGGGGCCGGCCUAGGUCGUCUACAGGGGAAGUAUGGUUUCUUGCACGAUAAUAUGAUCUCGUACCUCUUUUGGGCGAUUCGUGGUGCUGGCCACAACUUUGGCAUUGCGGUUGAGGCAACGUUCCAGGCCUAUCCUCAGGCAUACGGGGGCAGGCACUUUACUUGGGACUUUGAGUAUAGCCUCGAACAAUGUGACAGCGUGUUCGAAACUUUGAACAGGCACCUCAUUCUUGUCAAUCUUGUAUGGUCUGGCAAAGAGUCAGAGGCCGACUAUUGGAUACAGCAAUUCAAGACUCUGGAGCCUGUGGUCACCGGGAUUAAGACCAAGACAACUUGGUCGGAGCUACCUUGGACUACAUACAAUGGGCUUAACAAAAUUUUGAGCAAACCCGAAGUCUGGUCCAGAGCACCCUACAAAAUGAUGAGUGCGGCGAGUGUCGCAAAAUUUGAUCUAAAUACCACCAAAGCGUUCUUUACCAGCCUUAAGGAAAUGAAUGAGACCUGGGCCGGCAAGGGGGUAUUCGGGGCUAUGUUCGAAAGUUUGCCGCAUCAUCGCUCUCGUGAGCUAGACGCAGAGUCCACGGCAUUCCCAUGGAGAUUUGAUACCAAUCACUUUCUGAUGAUGACCGCGACUCCCUUCAGCAUUGAGGAUCGUGAUGCAUUCGAGGCACACCUUGACAAAUGGAAGAGAGAGUUUAUUGCAGUCUCUGGGUACGGCCGACUUCAUCAAUAUGUUAACUAUGGUAACACAACGUCAACCAUGGAAGACCCACCGGAGGCUCUGUACGGAUAUGAGCCGUGGAGGUUGCAAAAGUUGAGAGCGCUUAAGCACGAAUACGACCCGGACAACGUGUUCAGGUGGUACCAGCCACUUGUGUAG
Diaporthe amygdali is the source of this 1329-nucleotide messenger RNA. RefSeq lists its product as uncharacterized. NCBI's taxonomy places the organism in Eukaryota, Fungi, Ascomycota, Sordariomycetes, Diaporthales, Diaporthaceae. Gene Ontology annotation, molecular function: FAD binding; oxidoreductase activity. The transcript is spliced from 6 exons. The record is from RefSeq and is a predicted model, not a curated record. Bases 1 to 1329 code for a protein of 442 amino acids.